This is a messenger RNA of Glossina fuscipes, 848 nucleotides long. RefSeq lists its product as uncharacterized. The transcript is spliced from 5 exons. The record is from RefSeq and is a predicted model, not a curated record. Lineage: Eukaryota; Metazoa; Arthropoda; Insecta; Diptera; Glossinidae. Bases 1 to 738 code for a protein of 245 amino acids.
AUGUUAUCGAAAGUAGAAACGUUAAUUCUCAUUUUAUCAUUCCAAACGUGCUUUACCAAAUUACCUUCUACCAUUACAACCUGUCAUCGCAAUCAUCCUGACUUAGAAAAUUGUAUUAUUAAAGCAGUCGAAGCAGUUCGACCAUUGUUGGCUCAUGGAAAUUUCGGUGAUGGUUACCGAUCGCCACCGUUGGAACCAUUAAAUCUGGACAAUAUUGAAUUGGGCGGUGGCCAGCAGUUUCAUGCAAUCUUUAGCGACAUGCAAGUGCGUGGCGGCAGUAAUUUUAUAAUCAAUAAACUAAAGGCGAACACUUCAUCUAUGGCUUUCGAUUUAUUGUUGACUUUACCACGCAUUGAUUUUGCUGGCAAUUAUUUCAUGAAAUUGAACAUAUUACUGUUAGAUGUAGAGGGUCAGGGUAAAGUUCGAGGUCAUUGUGAAAACGCUACCGCUUUAGUUAAAAUGCGCGGUGUUCGCUAUUUUAAAGAUGAUGUAGAGCUGGUCAAAUUCAUCAAAAUGCCGAUGCGUAUAAAUAUAAGUGUAUUUAAGAUGCAUUUAGAUAACUUAUUUAAUGGUGAUCCCGUUUUAAGCGAAGCCGGCAAUAUGAUCAUUAACGACAAUCAGGAUUUAUAUCUUAAAGAAAUUAUACCCGGUUUGCAAAAAGCUUUAUCUCAAAAAUUCUUAGACAUAGCUAACAUGAUGUUGGCCUAUACUACCUACGAUGAAAUGUUUCCACUGUAAACUGAGGUCUUCAAAAAAACUUGCGGACAAAGUGUUUGGAAUUGUACAACAACAGCACAUAAGAGUCUUCAUGUUGAUUCUUCUUAACACAAAUACCGCAAUUAAAUUAA